GUGAAAAAGAAGAAAAAAAAGACAGAAGCUUGGCGAGUUCCAGACAAGUGAACAGCGUGUCUGUCUGUCUACAUGGUUUGCUUAAUCAUCGUAAGCCUCACUUCCCCAAUACACGUCCACUCGAACACCUUGGGGCUGGAGAUGAAUGAGCCCGAGGAAGAACAGCCUGCGUUCGAGAUUGGGGUAGUGGUUCCAAAGAGGAAUGUGAAGGCAGAGGAUUCGACUUCUGAUUCUGUGGAGGUUCUUGUACGCGAAUUUAAGAAACUGGGUCUUAUAGUUGAGAGAGUCAUUGGUGUUGCUGAUGAGUUUAUCAAGCUAGCUGCACCUUUAGAGACUUUGGGGAGGGCGGCAGUCAGUUUGCAAAUAAAGAAACGGACCCAUAUUGGAGUGGAUUUACAAUUUGAAUGGGAGGAGUUUGAAGCUUUUGUGAGACAACCUGAUGGUUCACUGUUCAGUUGGAGUGAGCGGUUUCACUGUUAUCAGCACUUGAUAUAUAGAAUUGAGAAUAAGAGCCAGUCAGCUAUAAUACUGAAACAUGAUGAUAAAGAAUUAAAGUGGGAAAUUGGGGAAUGUUUGCUGCAGAAGUUAAAAUCGGAGAGUAUUGUUAAAGAUGUCUUUCCAUUGCAUGAUGAAAUAAAGAGAAAGAAACUCAUUCACAGUUGGGCCUUACAUUGGCGGGACUUCACAAAGCAGCCAAUAGAUGAGAUUUACUCGUACUAUGGAACAAAGAUUGCAGUCUAUUUUGCUUUCCUUGGAAUGUAUACAAGAUGGUUGCUGUUUCCAGCUUUCUUCGGCCUCACCUUGCAGAUGAUUGAUUUUGGGUCAUUGCAGUUACUGGUGCUUCCCAUUUUCUUCAUAUGCAUUAUACUAUGGGCAAUCAUGUUUUCCCAGUUCUGGAAACGUAAAAAUGCUGCCCUUUUGGCGAGAUGGCAAAUUAGUUAUCCAAUUGGAGCUGAUGCUGGAUGUAAAAUUUUGGGCAUGGAGUGGGGUUCCUUACAGUCACCCAUAGAAAUUAUAAGAAAAUGGGGAACUGACAACACAAAAGAGAAAGAAGUUUUUCAAAGGAAUGAGUGGUUUGGACGAAUCAAGAGAUUCAGAAAUGAUGCUUUCGUCAUCUUAAGUAUUAUAUGCCUCCAAUUGCCAUUUGAACUGGCCUAUGCUCAUACUUACGAGGUUAUGGAGUCUGAUCUUUUGAAAUUUGGGCUUACAACCAUUUAUCUUUUUGCCAUUCAAUAUGUUACACAAAUCGGGGGUAAGAUCUCUGUCAAGCUCAUUAAGCAUGAAAACAAUGAAAACACUGAAAAAAGAGCUGACAGCUUGGUGUAUAAGGUGUUUGGUCUGUAUUUUAUGCAAUCAUAUAUAGGUAUUUUCUAUCAUGCACUACUGCACCGCAGUUUUUCGACUCUCCGCCAAGUCUUGAUACAGCGCCUUCUUGUGUCUGAGGUGUUGGAAAACCUGUUGGAGAAUUCUUUACCUUAUCUUAAAUAUAGUUAUAAGAAAUAUAGAAUUAGACGCAAGAAAAAACAAGAAAAGGGAUCGCCAGCUGGGAAGAUUCUGUUUUCUUUCAGGGUAGAGAAAGAGUAUUUGAAACCUUCUUAUUCUGCAAGCAUAGGCAACGAGCUUGAAGAUGGACUCUUUGAUGACUUUUUGGAGUUGGCAUUGCAGUUUGGACUCAUCAUGAUGUUUGCUUGUGCAUUUCCGCUAACAUUUGCCUUUGCUUUUCUGAACAACAUCACUGAAAUCAGAACAGAUGCAGUAAAGCUGCUUACCAUGUUUAGGAGGCCUGUUCCUCGUGCUGCCGUAACUGUUGGAGCUUGGCUGAACAUUUUUCAGUUUCUGGUUGUGAUGUCUAUAUGCACCAACUGCGCACUUUUAGCGUGGUUAUACGAUCAGGAGGGUAAAUGGAAGAUAGAACCCGGACUUGCCGCUAUCCUUAUAAUGGAACAUGUUCUACUCCUGAUAAAGUUUGGAUUUUCUCGCUUUGUUCCAGAGGAACCGGCAUGGGUGAGAGCUAACCGAAUGAAGAAUGCUACACAGGCUCAGAACAUGUGUUCUAAGCAGCUUUUGCGGACCAUGUCUGGAGGAGAGAAGGCAUUUGGUCAGGUAAAAUGUUCUAAUCCGGAGUGUAAAACGGUACCCUCAUCUGAACCCAUUCAGGAAGAUCUUUAAACUAACAAGAGUUCGGCAGAAUCAGAUAGUUCAGUUGUCAUGAAGGUGUAGUUUCAUCUAGAAGAAGGCCUUUAAUUUGCAGAGAUCUAUAUAUAAAUAUAUAUAUCUAUACAUAUUCAUUUCGUGGAAUGGAAAAGCUUACCAUUCUUGGUUUUGUUCAUAGCUAAAGUAUCUACUAUGAUAAUAUCAUAUAUAGAAUAGACCAUUUCAGGGAUUGGCCCAAGUUUCUUACCACUAACCCCAUGAAAAAGGCAGCGCAUUCAGAAUCAGAACGUGCUCUAAACAGCUUAUCAGAACCAUGUUUUAGAGGAGAAAAGGAUUUUUGUUAAGGUAAAGAUUAAUGGUUGAGUCACAUCAUGUCAUAUGAACAAAGAAUUCUAUGGCUGAAUUGCUUUUGCCUAUGUAAGUUUUGACAUUUCUUGAGACCCUGUUUUUUCAAUCAAUACAAAUUUUUUUGUA
Messenger RNA from Humulus lupulus (European hop), 2628 nucleotides. Its product is annotated as anoctamin-like protein At1g73020. Gene Ontology annotation, biological process: chloride transmembrane transport. Gene Ontology annotation, molecular function: chloride channel activity. Bases 73 to 2169 code for a protein of 698 amino acids. NCBI's taxonomy places the organism in Eukaryota, Viridiplantae, Streptophyta, Magnoliopsida, Rosales, Cannabaceae. The record is from RefSeq and is a predicted model, not a curated record. The transcript is spliced from 17 exons.